Molecule: messenger RNA, 3075 nt
Organism: Ostreococcus lucimarinus CCE9901
Lineage: Eukaryota; Viridiplantae; Chlorophyta; Mamiellophyceae; Mamiellales; Bathycoccaceae
Exons: 1
Coding region: 1-3075 (1024 amino acids)
Biological process (GO): secondary metabolite biosynthetic process; amino acid activation for nonribosomal peptide biosynthetic process
Cellular component (GO): cytoplasm
Molecular function (GO): protein binding; phosphopantetheine binding
Source: RefSeq, a predicted model, not a curated record
AUGUCGCCCCCCACGCUCGACGCCGCGCUUCGUCGCAACGCACGCGAGCGCCCGAGCGCCAUCGCGUGCGUCCUCGUCCCGAACGCGCGCGAGAAGAACCGAAAGUGCUUCUUCACUUGGGACGAGUUACACGGCGUCGUCGACGCCCUCGCGCGCGUCUUGCGCGCCGACCGCCAUCCGCGCGUUCUGAGCUUUUGUCGCGACGGCGUCGAGGCGUUCGUGGCGCUGCACGCGUGCGCGCGGGCGCGGAAGAGUUUGGUGAACGUGGACGCGGCGACGCCGGCGAGCAGGAUUCGGGACGUCGCGCGGGACGCGAACGCGACGACGUGUCUGUGCGCGAACGACGGCGAUGAAGACUCGGUAAAAUCGGUGUUAGGAGAAGACGGUGUCGCGGUGCGCGUGUGGGAGGUGAUUAAUGCGGGCGCGGAGGCGAUCGAGGCGGAAGAGGACGAGACGCGAGAGGACGACGAAAUUUGGAUUGCGUACACGAGCGGGACGACGGGAAAAUGCAAGGGCGCCGCGGCGACGCAUCGACGCGCGAUGGCGUACGCACGGGCGAAGUGUGAGGUGGAAGAGAUCGACGCGUGCUCGCGGGUGUGCUUGGCGUCGAACGCGACGUUCGAUUUGUGGCACGGCGACGCGUGCGCGGCGGCGGCGGCGGGCGCCGCCGUCGUCGUCGCGUCUCGCGCGACUUUUCAACACGAUUUCGCGAGAGUGUUGCGAGAGGGCGAAGUCACGCACGUGUGUUGCACGCCGACGAUGUUCUCGCUGGCGCGACUUCCGCGUGGGAUCGUGGACGCACCGAAGUUGCGAUGCGUAUCGCUGGCGGGGGAGCGCAUGCGCGAGAGCACAAUCGCACUAUGGGCCGACGACGUGGCGUUGUACAACGUGUACGGUGCCACGGAAACGACUGUGGUGCAAACGUACGCAAGAAUGCGCAAUGCAGAAGACGAAAGCACGAAUCGGGCGGGGAAAGCGUACGAAGGAUUUGCCAGCGUGUUCGUCGUGGAUGAAAUGCGCGAAGGCGAAUUGGCGGUGCAAUCCUUCGCGCAGAGACGCGGCGUCGAAGGCGAAGUUGCCAUCGGCGGUAUUUGCGUCGCAGACGGGUAUUUGAACGACCCCGAACGCACGGCACGUGCGUUCGUUCACUCACCAUUCGGUACCGUCUAUCUCACGGGCGAUCGCGGGUACAUCGAUGACGCAGGCGAUUUGUAUUUGCGCGGUAGACUCGAUCGCCAAGUCAAGAUUCGCGGUCAUCGCGUCGAGUUGGAUGAAAUCGAAGCCGCGCUUCGUUCGUGCCCCGCACUAUGCGACGACGCCGUCGUGUUCUACGAUGCCAAUGAGGGAGUGCUGACUUCCCACGCACGAGCAGCUUCGCCGACGUUCGACGCGUCGAGCGAUGCAGAUUUAUACGCGUUCGCGCUCGAACGCGUCGUCGAGCUACGAUUGCCGCGACACAUGGUGCCUCGUCGACACGUCUUCAUCGAGCACGCGCGAUGGCCUUUGACUUCGAGUGGAAAAACGAAUCGUCAGAUACUGCUUCAAUGGUUUGCGAGCGGCGAGACGAAGGCGUUUCGACCUAAGCGUGAGAAACCGCAAGCGGGAUUGGAAACAGUCGUCGCGAACGCUUGGGCUGUCGCGCUGGGGCACGGCGACGCGAGCGAUAUCGGCGCCCUCGACGCGUUCGAUGCGCUCGGUGGAACCUCACUCAACGUUCUCGCAGUUUCAAAAGCGCUGGCGAGCGACGACGGAAUCGUGCGCUCGCGCGAUACCGCGCGUGGCGAAAUUGUGCGCGAAGCGCGAAUUGGUUUACGCGACGGCGAAGCUGCGGCGCUGCUCAACGACGGCGAAGAACCCGCGGCGUGCGCGUUCGACGUCAUCGACGGCCCGUUCGCACCGUGCGAAAUAUUCGCGAGACCCGUGCUUCGCGAUUACGUUGAUUAUUUGCGAGCGCAAGGUAUAGACGCCGACGUGAACGCUCCCGCGUCCACCGCCGUCGAGCCACAGCGAGAUACAUCUGCGAAUCGUCGCAUGCUCGCGGCGUGCGGUCGCGGCGUCGCCCCCGUCGUUCGCGCUUUGCUCGCGACCGGCGUCGAAGCAUCGGGCGAGCACCUUCGAGCCGCCGCCGCGAGCCUCGCCGACGAAGCCGUGGACGUAGUGCAAACUUUACUCGCCGCCGGUGCGGAUGCAAGUUCAUCAUCCGCCACAGCCGGUACGCUCGCGACGCACGUCGCCGCCGCUCGCGGGAACUCUGAAAUGUUAGAAAUGUUGCUCGCCGCCGGCGCUCCAGCGGGAGCGAAGGACGCGGAUAAGCAAACGAUUUGUCACUUAGCAGUGCGGAGCGGGGAUGUGAGUACCGUGCGCGUCGCGGCAAACGCGUGUAAACACUUGAAGACACGCAAAGGUGGCUUGGAGUCGUGGGAUCGUUGGAAGCGCACGCCCGCAGCGUGGGCGCUCGUCGCGGGAUCGAGUGAAAUUUUAGCCGAGUUGCGAGAUGCCGGGGCGAAUUUAACAUCGCUUGAAACUGACGUCUCCAACGCCUGGGUGCACGGUUCGCUGAGCGCAAAGAGCGAGGUGCAGUUGGCGCAUCGCCCGGUUCGCAAGCGAGGUGCCGCGGCGGAGGUGUUGAGCGCGCUCGCGGCUAGAUUGGACGCCGCAAACGUCGAGAGCGAACGUAUUGAAGCGGCGACGGCGAUUCGCGAGCUCGUGUGCGCAAACGCAGAGAAUCGAGAAAAGGCGCGAACGAUCGGUUUGGUGCCAAAACUGUGCGAACUCGCGCGCGAUCGUCACUGCGUUGAAGCCAUCGGCGCGUUGAGAAAUUUAGCCACCAACACGAGCGCGGCAGGGGCGGCUGGCGACGCCGGAGCUAUGGAAAUCCUCGGUGAUGUCAUUCGCGCUCGUGCUAAAUUAAAAGACAGCGAGCUGAGUGCUGACGAUAGGCGAGUAGUGUACGCUGCGGCGAGCGCGAUGCGCGCGUUGGCGGUGAAGCACGACGCGAAUGCCGCGCGAUUGCGCGCGUCGAGAGACGUCGCGGACGUCGUCAGUCGAUUGUGCGAAGGCAUGCGAUUAGAGUAG